AUGGUCCAAAUCCUGGUCGAGGUGCGCAGCGGACGGUGGCAGGAGCGCAAGCAGUUUGAGCUGCUGGAGUGCGAGAUGGAGACUGGCAUUCUGGAGGUGAAGCAGCGGGCGGCGGGGUCGGCGGCGGCCAGCGCCGCGGCCAAGGGCGAGCCGCCGCUGCACCCGGGGCCACCCCCCGAGGAGCAGGAGCUGGUGUUCAUGGGGCAGACGUGCGAGAACGGCAAGCAGCUGCGCGACUACGGCAUCUGCCACGACUGGAUCAAGCAGGUCGGCGGCUUUGUGCUCAAGCCCAGGUUCCUAUACAAGGCCCACUUUAGAUGGCACCACUACACCAGCCCUCUGGAGGAGGGGACAGACCUACCGGAAGGCACCGAGGCGUGCGCCUCAGUCACCUCUGCUUUCCUCCAGGUGCUGGCCACCAUCCACCGCGUGGAGGCCAGCCGCACCGACCGGCCGCGCAACGUGCUGCAGAUCCUGUCCACCAACACGCGGCGCACCAAGGUGGUGGAGCUGUCCACGGGCACGCACCGCGUGGCCGACGAGCUGCGCCGCCACUCGCUGUCCGACGGCGAGGGCGGCCACUACUCCACAAACCUCGAUCGCAACAGAUACGGCUCAGACAACAACUACCUGUUCACGGUCACGCGGUACAACCUGGAGGUGCUGGGCAUGUGCCCCUGCCUGGUGGACAUUGAGAUUGUGGACACCCGCAAUGGCAACGAGUCCAACCUGGUGACCGCGGGGCAGGCGGCGUGCGCGUGCGACGACCCGGGGCGCAAGGAACGCGCCGACGCGUCUCAUUACACGCUGAGCAACCAGCAGCGCGUGCUGCCGGCCAGCCCUCCGCGGGAGAGCAUGCGUCGCGUGGCAUCGGCGGGCCACAUGAGCGGCGGCGGCGGCGGCCUCAAGCGCGUGGCCUCGGGCGCCGCGCUGCGCCGCCCGCCCUCCGCCGGCAACCUGCAGACCCACAGCCGAAACAGCGGCGGCAGCGAGCUGUUCGAUGCUCUCCUGCAGGCGGCCACGGGCGCGGACGCUGGCGCGCUGGAGCCCGCGGGGCAGGGCGGCGACCCGCCCGUCACCUCCCGCCACUACGCCACCGCGCAGCUGGGGCGCCAGCGCAGCCGCAUGGGCAUGUGGGCUGCCAGCCACAACGAGGUGGACAGCCUGGCGGCCGCCAUGGAGGACUUCCAGCAAGACGACGAGGAGGGGGCGGCCGGGCGCGUGGGCAGCGCGCGGCGGCGCAUGCUGCGGCGCAACUCCGUCAGCAUGAUUCUGGAGAACCCGGUGCUGGCGCAGACCGGCACCGUCGACUCCCUCAUCCUCAACGCCUACCCGCCCUUCCACGCCCUGCCCUCCAUGCACCAGAUACACGAAGGGGGUGGGUGGGGGCGGGGGCAGGGGUGGGGUGGGCGCCGGAGCGGCGGCGGCGACGAGCACCAGAGCUUCCGCCAGGGCCUGCUGCGCCACUUCCACAAGCAGAGCAGCGCCGCCAACCUGACGCGCAUGGCCAACCCGGCGGAGCUGCGGCGCCUGCAGGACGAGAUGAGGCAGCUGCGGGAGGAGUGCAAGCAGCUUGAGGGUGAGGUGGAGGAGGCUCGCAUCAGGGGCAAGGAGGCGGAGGACCGGGUGGCGGCGCUGGAGGAAGCGCUGGUGCGGCAGCGCGACGCCGGGCGCCGCGCCGCCGACGCCAUCGUGCGCCUCAAGCGUCAGCUGGCCGACGCCGGCGGCGGCGAGGCUGCGGCGGCCGGCGGCGGCGGCAGCCCCGCGGCGGCCGCCGCGGUGGGCAGCAGCGCGGCGGCGGCGGCGGAUGGCAGCGGCGCUGUGCAGGCGGAGGCGCAGGCGGGGGCGGAGGCGGGGGCGGGCGGGGAUGCCGACCUGGAGGGCCUGGCCACCAGCGAGGAGGAGAUCCGGCUGCUGCGGGGCGAGCUGGCGGAGGUGAAGGCGCAGCUGAAGAAGUCUCAAGCGGUGCGCAAGGAGGCAGAGCAGAAGCUGCGGCAUGCGGCGGCGGCGGGCGGCAUGCUGCACCGGCACCACAGCGGACCCAUGGCGGCGGCCGCCGCCGCGGCCGCCGCCGCCGCCGCCGCCUCGGCGUAUGCCAUGCCCUAUGCGCACCCCAUGUACGCGCAUCACAUGCUCCAGAUGCCGCCGCUCAACCCGUACGGCGGCAUCCACCCGGCCGCCUUCCGCCCGCCCGUGUCUGCCGCUAUGCAGAAGGUGGCCUCAAUGCCCAUCCUGGGGCACCCGGGCAUGCUGUCGCCGCAGGCGGCGGGGGAGCGCGAGGGGCACAAGCGGCGCGCCGAGUCGCCCAUCCCAGAAGACGACGAGGCGGCGCCAGCUGGCAAGCGGCGCAUGACCGAGGGCCCCAACAAGGGCAGCACCUCGCCUGGAAGCCCCCCAGACGCAAAGAUGGAGGAUGGGGAGGGAGGCGGCGCCGCCAACGGGGGGGGGUCGCUUGCGGCGGCCGCCCCCGGCGCGGCAGCCAACGGCGGCGCGGCGGCCGGCAAGGCGGCUGCGGCUGCCGCGGGUGGCGGCACUACCACCAUCACCACCGGCGAGAACGGCGCGCAGGGUGCGGCGGGCGGCAAGAAGGGCAGCCACGACACGGAGAAGCUUUGGUUCAGCCGGAUAGACACCAACCGCAGUGGCACCCUGGACGUGAUGGAGCUCCAGAAGGCGCUUGCCCUGGGGGGAUUGAACUUCUCGCUGAAGACGGUGCAAGCCAUCAUGCGGCUGCACGACCGCGACGGCUCAGGCACAAUAGACUUCGAGGAGUUUGAGAAGCUGCAUGUGUGGCUGAGCACGAUCAGCAACUCGUUCAAAACGUUCGACACAGACCGCGGCGGUGCAGGCACGCUAGACAAGGGGGAGGCGCAGAAGGCUGUGGCGCAUGCGGGAUACCGGCUGGACCCCCCCGCCUUUGAGGCGCUCUUCCGCAGCUUCGACCCCGACAGGACCAACAACCUGUGCCUGGCAGAGUUCAUGGCCAUGUCGGUGUUCCUGCAGGGCGCGGGGCGCACCUUCCACGCCUUUGACGCGCAGCGCACCGGCCGCAUCACGCUGGACUUCUCCCAGUUUGUGUAUGCCGCAUCCAACGUGAUGUGA
Molecule: messenger RNA, 3102 nt
Organism: Chlorella variabilis
Lineage: Eukaryota; Viridiplantae; Chlorophyta; Trebouxiophyceae; Chlorellales; Chlorellaceae
Exons: 25
Coding region: 1-3102 (1033 amino acids)
Molecular function (GO): calcium ion binding; protein binding
Source: RefSeq, a predicted model, not a curated record